Oenanthe melanoleuca is the source of this 2965-nucleotide messenger RNA. RefSeq names its product interleukin 12 receptor subunit beta 2 (gene IL12RB2). The transcript is spliced from 16 exons. The record is from RefSeq and is a predicted model, not a curated record. Gene Ontology annotation, biological process: cytokine-mediated signaling pathway. Gene Ontology annotation, cellular component: external side of plasma membrane; signaling receptor complex. The coding region runs from base 560 to 2950 and encodes 796 amino acids. NCBI's taxonomy places the organism in Eukaryota, Metazoa, Chordata, Aves, Passeriformes, Muscicapidae. Gene Ontology annotation, molecular function: cytokine binding; cytokine receptor activity.
GAAAAGAAAAAGAUAAAGAAAAAUGAGAAAGAGUAAAAGGAAGAUGAAAGGAAAAAUAACAGAAAAAGAAAGAAGAAAAAGGAAAAGUAAAACAAGACAAAGGCAAGGAAAAAAUACAAAAGAAGAAAAGAGGUGGGGGGGAAAGAAAAGUGGAAAACAAAUACGUAAAGGAAAGAAAAUCAGAAAAAAAAAACCAGACACAUUUUUUAAAGGAGAAGAAAAAGGAAAUAAGAAAAAAAAAAUAGAAGUAAAAAGGAAGCAAGAGUUGUUGGAGGGUGAUGGACGGGUGAUUUCCUGCUGCCCGUCAGUGCGACAGCGAACUCUGCUCACCUGCAGCAUCCACCAGCAUCUCCCUCAAUCGGUCCUGGCAGAGGGAACGAUGGUGCUGGAGCAGCGGGACUGAAAUAAAUCCCUGCGGAAAAGCCCGGGCGGGGCUGGAACCCGCAGGAUUCCUCAUGGUGCCCUGGCUCAAACCCGUCCCUCCGGGCUGCGGCCGAGCUGGGAGCGGCUCUGGGAAAGGGGAACUGAUGAAGACAGAGAGCGAACAAGAGGCACCAAAAUGCCAUUUGCAUGGAUCGUGCUCUCAGCAAUUUGGUUGGUGCUGCACUUCCCAGCAGGAUCCUGCGGGAGAGGGGCGGCGGGGGCCGCAGAGCUGUGUCCCGGGGGGAAUGUGACCGCCAGCACCCCCAGAGCCGUCCGGCCCGGCGCCAGCCUCGCCCUGUCCUGCCGCCUGGCACCCGCCUCCUGCUGGGCAGCGAUUUUCCUCAACGGCUCCGAGCGGCGCAGGGCGUGGGGAGGCGCGGUGAGCGCGACCUUCCUGCUCACUGCCCACGGGAAACACACCUUCACCUGCAAGAGAAUCUGCGGCAGGACCAGCCUGGUCUGCGGCAUCGACAUCUGGGCUGGAAAUCCUCCAGAGCAGCCCAGGAACGUGUCCUGUAUCCAGUAUGGGACACGGGGACACCCCACCUGCAGCUGGGACAAAGGCAGGCCCACCUACCUCCCCACAGUCUAUAGAAUAGAGCUCUCCAAUGGGACUGAUGCCUUUUCCUUUCCAGAAGAAUUUCCCAGUCAGGAGUUUGGGGCUCAGAGCAAGCUGGAUUUUCACUCCAAUUACACCGUGGUGGUUUCUGCCUCCAACGAAUUAGGAAAUGCCUCUUCCCAGCCACUCACCUUCAUGUUGAUAGACAUAGUGAAGCCACAUCCUCCCGAGUUUUUGGUGGAAUUUGAUGAUUCCUCUGCCACCAGCUGCACCAUUUCCUGGCAGGGUGAAGCACGAGCACAGCACUGCAGGCUGAGGUACCGUCCCCUCGGCAGGGACACCUGGAGCACGGUGGAAAGCUUCGGCAGGGAGCGGAGCCGGCUGCGGGGGCUGGAGCCGGACACGGAGUACGAGUUCCAGGGGAGCUGCGGGGUCCGGCCGGGCCGGGGGCUGCGCAGCGCCUGGAGCCGCAGCCGCGGCCGCACCCCGGCCGCCGUGCCAGGUGGGGUCCUGCAGGUCUGGUACAGGCAGCAGGACCUGGACUCUGGGCACCAGAACCUCUCCCUCUUCUGGAAGGCUCUGAGCAGGGCCGAGGCCGGAGGGAGGAUCCUGGGCUACACGGUGACCCUGCAGGCGCUGGGGCAGGGCCCGCUGCCAGCCCAGCGCCACCAGACCAGCCGGAGCAGCUUCUCCAGGGUCACCCCCCGGCUGCGACACAAGGUCACGGUCAGUGCCCGCGGCCCCCGGGGCAGCUCCGCCCCCGCGGCCGUCCUGAGCCAGCCGGGCAGCGCAGAUCUGCCCCCUCCCGAGCGAGUCUCUGCCGUGGCCCUGGGGAACAGCAGCAUCCUGGUGAGCUGGAGCCCCCCUGCCCGGGCUGCCCUGCCCGUCGGGGGGUACGUGGUGGAGUGGGCAGAGCCGCAGCUGCAGCCCUGGCACAGCUGGGUGAGGCUGCCCCCGAGCCAGCUGGCCACGGUGAUAGCAGAGCACAUCAGAGAUCACAUCUGCUAUCAGAUCAACGUGUCUGCGCUCUACCGGGACCGAGCAGGACAGGCAGCAUCGGUCAGGGGCAACUCCACAGCACGAGCUCCAUCAGCCGGGCCCCAGGUGCUCGCAGCCCCCCGGGGCAGCGGCGUGCUGGUGUCCUGGGGGGAGAUCCCGGCUGCCCAGCAGGGCGGCUGCGUGGCUGCCUACCGCAUCUACCUGCUCAGGAGGGGCGGGCAGGGCCCCCAGCUGCACGCCGUUCCCGGCGGGGCCGGCCCUCGCUCCGUGCACAUCCCGGACCUGCCCCCGGGGCAGCACCACGACCUUUGGGUGACAGCGGCGACAGCGGCCGGGGAGGGGCCCCGGGGCAGCACCGCCAGCGUCUGCCUGGAGAGUGCUGAGGGAUGGGUGACUCUGGUGCUCAUCUGCAGCUUCUUCAUCCUCUCAGCCUGCGUUUGUUCUGUGCCUCCAGCAAGGAAAAUGUUCCUGUCCCUCCUCCUGCCACAGUGGCAGAGCAAAGCCAUUCCCGACCCUGCCAACGCCACGUGGGCCAGGAGCUUAGCAGCCACCAAGGCGGAGCUGAGCGCUCCCUCCAGCCCCUUCCUGCCCUUCGAAGAGCCCGAAACGAGCCCGGUGGAGGAAACCUCGGGGGAUCCUGAGCCGCCCACCCGUGGGGACAGCCCCGGGGACAAGGCGGAGGCGGGCAGCGCCGGCAGCGGGGCGCAGGAGCAGCAGCAGCCGGCGGGGCUGUACCGGAGGCUGCUGGCGGAGCCGCUGGGCGAGUACAUCUCCAGCCCGGGCACGGCCCCGCUGCCCCCCGAGCCCGAGCCCAGCCCCCUGCCCGCCCUGCCCAGCGCCUUCCUGAGCCCGGCGAGCCCGGGGAGCCUCACCCUGGACCGGGUGAGGCUGAGCUGCGGCCCCGGCCCCAGCCCCAGCCCGGCACAGGGCGAGGCGAGCCCGGCACGCGUCUGGCGCCUGGCAGCGUAACUUGGUUCUAAUGGG